Capsella rubella is the source of this 1868-nucleotide messenger RNA. RefSeq names its product protein transport protein Sec61 subunit alpha. Gene Ontology annotation, biological process: post-translational protein targeting to membrane, translocation; SRP-dependent cotranslational protein targeting to membrane, translocation. Bases 153 to 1580 code for a protein of 475 amino acids. The transcript is spliced from 7 exons. Gene Ontology annotation, molecular function: transmembrane protein transporter activity; signal sequence receptor activity; ribosome binding. Gene Ontology annotation, cellular component: membrane; Sec61 translocon complex. The record is from RefSeq and is a predicted model, not a curated record. NCBI's taxonomy places the organism in Eukaryota, Viridiplantae, Streptophyta, Magnoliopsida, Brassicales, Brassicaceae.
UUGGUUGACCAUCGAAACUACAACGCUCUUUCUCCGUGGGAAAGGGGAAGCAAAAUAAUAAUUAUCGAAGCCAUUGAUUUCGGAGCUGAUCGGUCUCUAUCUCUCUCUCUCUACUCCACAUAUCAAGCGGAUAAACUUGAUCGGGUACUAGAAUGGGAGGAGGAUUUAGAGUUUUGCAUUUGGUGAGGCCAUUCUUGGCUUUUCUGCCUGAGGUUCAGAGUGCUGACAGGAAGGUGCCAUUCAGAGAGAAGGUUAUCUACACUGUCAUCUCUCUCUUCAUCUUUCUUGUCUGCAGUCAACUUCCUCUCUAUGGAAUUCAUUCCACAACGGGUGCCGAUCCUUUCUACUGGAUGCGUGUCAUUCUUGCCUCCAACCGUGGUACUGUCAUGGAGCUCGGUAUUACUCCUAUUGUCACAUCUGGACUUGUGAUGCAACUCUUGGCUGGUUCUAAGAUUAUUGAGGUUGACAACAAUGUUCGUGAGGAUCGUGCCCUCUUGAACGGUGCUCAGAAGCUUCUUGGUAUUCUGAUUGCCAUCGGUGAGGCGGUUGCAUAUGUUCUUUCUGGAAUGUAUGGACCCGUUGGACAGCUUGGUGUUGGAAAUGCCAUUCUGAUCAUCCUCCAGCUUUUCUUUGCUGGAAUCAUUGUUAUCUGCCUUGAUGAGCUCCUUCAGAAGGGAUAUGGUCUUGGCUCAGGAAUCUCCCUUUUCAUUGCCACCAACAUCUGUGAAAGCAUUAUCUGGAAGGCAUUUAGCCCAACUACCAUCAACACCGGGCGUGGAGCUGAGUUUGAAGGUGCUGUUAUUGCACUGUUCCAUAUGCUGAUAACCAAGUCCAACAAGGUUGCGGCUCUCCGCCAAGCUUUCUACCGGCAAAACCUUCCAAAUGUUACCAACUUGCUUGCCACAGUCUUGAUCUUCCUGAUUGUGAUCUACUUCCAAGGUUUCCGUGUGGUUUUGCCUGUGAGAUCAAAGAAUGCCCGUGGACAACAGGGUUCUUACCCAAUCAAGCUGUUCUACACCUCUAACAUGCCCAUCAUCCUCCAAUCUGCUCUUGUCUCAAAUCUUUACUUCAUCUCUCAGCUUCUGUACAGGAAGUUCAGCGGAAAUUUCUUUGUAAACCUUUUGGGACAGUGGAAGGAAUCCGAGUACAGUGGGCAGUCCAUUCCUGUUAGUGGUCUGGCUUACCUCAUCACAGCUCCAGCAAGCUUCUCGGAUAUGGCGGCUCACCCAUUCCAUGCACUGUUCUACAUUGUGUUCAUGCUCACUGCUUGUGCUCUUUUCUCAAAGACAUGGAUUGAAGUCUCUGGAUCUUCUGCUAGGGAUGUAGCUAAGCAGCUCAAGGAACAACAAAUGGUGAUGCCAGGACACAGAGAGUCAAACUUACAGAAGGAACUGAACAGGUAUAUCCCAACAGCUGCGGCUUUUGGAGGAGUGUGUAUCGGUGCACUCACUGUUCUGGCUGAUUUCAUGGGAGCCAUUGGGUCGGGAACUGGAAUUCUAUUGGCGGUCACGAUCAUAUACCAGUAUUUCGAAACCUUUGAGAAGGAAAAAGCCAGUGAGCUUGGCUUCUUCGGGUUCUAAGUUAGCUUAAAGAAGGUGUAAAACUUUGCUGAGGCAAAAAGCAGAGCAGAAGAGGCUUUAGCUUCUGUGCCCACCGCAGACAGACAAUUUGUGGUGGCACUUGGGGUAGACUACUGUUUUUUUUGUUGUUCAAAUGAAAUUUUCUGUUUAGUCGUUUACGUUUUUUUUUGUUACUUUUUAAAAAGUUAUGUGAUAGACAAUUUUCUAAUGUAAUGUUUCUAGGAAUUUCACUUUACUCUUGACCAAAUAAACAAUUUUACAUUUUUGAAUUCAAACUGCAUUUUAUCA